Messenger RNA from Culex quinquefasciatus (southern house mosquito), 986 nucleotides. RefSeq lists its product as uncharacterized. Bases 97 to 831 code for a protein of 244 amino acids. The record is from RefSeq and is a predicted model, not a curated record. The transcript has 4 exons. Lineage: Eukaryota; Metazoa; Arthropoda; Insecta; Diptera; Culicidae.
GAGUUUGCCAAACGUUAUUUUGUGCGUCGCCGAAACUUGUGGAGCAGUGAGUUCAAAACUCCUAAAGCUUUGUUCGAAAGUGCUUGUGAAUCGACGAUGCGUUUGGCCUACGUUUGUGGUGCCGAAAUUUUCCGUCAAAAUUACACCCGGAACAAUCGUCGGUUGGCUUUGCUGUACGCUGACUUUACCCUGUACCUGGUGAUUAGCUCUUGGUGCAUGACGGUGCUGUGGGGUCAGCUACUUGACGUCAUCUUCUGUGUCGUGACGAUUGGAGGGGCCGUACAGGCGUUUGCAAAAAUUUCCAGUUACAUAAAUCCCACAAUUUACGAACUUCACUUGAAAAACAUGGACAACUUCAAAAACAUUCGGAAAUAUAACGAGGUUGAGGACAUGUUGUGGAAUAUAGCGGCUAUUUGUAAAUUGAUAGUGCUUUUUUAUGCAAUCAUCUCCAAAAUUUUUGUUGGAUUGAUUUUGGCGUAUUCAAUUGGUAGCUCUUAUAUGGGCGAGCAUUACGUCUUGCCGUUUGGAUAUUUCUUUCCGUGUAUUGAUCGGGACACUUUCACUGGAUACUUGAUCAAUUUGGCUUAUCAAAGUACAUUUUUGGUGUACGCCUAUUGCGGACUGCAGCUUACGGAUCAUUUAUUUAUAAACUUUAUCAUGCACGCGAUUGCACGGCUGGAGACAAUCAUAAUCUAUCUGAGAAAACUUAAUCUUCAGAUACAAUCACAAGACUUGCGGCUCAACGGAUCUGCUAUCAGUGAACUACUGCAUGAUAUUUUAGAAAAACACAUCCAACAUACCGAGAAUCUCAGUGAUUUAGACAAUGCUUAAAAAAACGGAAUUUACAUCAAUUUUGGAAGUUUGAUCGCACAAACAGUCUUUUCAUUUUACGUGAUUGCAACGGCUGAUGAAAUCUGGUACACGGGUUUGGAAAUCGUGACAGCUUCCGCUGUACAGUUGUUUACCGCUUGUUUGAUGGGAACACU